AUGCCACCGCCCUCCCCCCUCCCAACCCACCUCUACAAAAUCCUCCCCACCGCACCUCCCUCCCCCUCCCCCUCCCUUCUCCCCUCCUCUCUCCCCCUCUCCCCCCUCGACCUCUCCUCCAACUACAUCCACCUCAGCACCGCCCACCAAGUCCCCCACGUCCUAUCCCGCUUCUUCCCAUCCACACCACACAUCUGGCUUCUGGUCCUACGAUACGCCGACUUAGCAGACAGGGGCCUCGAUGGGGAAGGCAAAGAGGGACAAGGGACGUUGAAGUGGGAGGAAGGGGAACCCGGUGAGUGGUUCCCGCAUUACUACGGUGCAUCGCUGGGAAAGGGGAAUGUGCUGGAGGUCAAGGAGGUGGUGAUGAGGCAGAAGGACAACGGGGAAGGCGAAGGGGGUUGGGAGGAGACGUUCAAGGGGGAGGAAGUCAAGUUGGAGUGGUAG
Messenger RNA from Westerdykella ornata, 447 nucleotides. RefSeq lists its product as uncharacterized. The record is from RefSeq and is a predicted model, not a curated record. The coding region runs from base 1 to 447 and encodes 148 amino acids. The transcript has a single exon. Lineage: Eukaryota; Fungi; Ascomycota; Dothideomycetes; Pleosporales; Sporormiaceae.